CGCGCCGGGCUGCGCUUCGCUGGCGGCGGCGGCGGCGGCAGUGGCCGCGGCAGCCCCACACUCCACCGCCAGACUGGAGGAACGACGGAAGCCGGACCCCAGGAGGAUGGAGGAUGAAGCUGUCCUGGACAGAGGAGCUUCCUUCCUUAAACAUGUGUGUGACGAAGAAGAAGUAGAAGGUCACCAUACCAUCUACAUUGGGGUCCAUGUGCCGAAGAGCUACAGGAGAAGGAGACGUCACAAGAGAAAGGCCGGACACAAAGAAAAGAAGGAAAAGGAGAGGGUCUCUGAGAACUACUCUGACAAGUCAGAUGUGGAAAAUGCGGACGAGUCUAGCAGCAGCAUUCUAAAGCCUCUCAUCUCUCCUGCUGCUGAACGUAUUCGAUUUAUCUUGGGUGAAGAAGAUGACAGCCCAGCACCACCUCAACUCUUUACCGAACUCGAUGAGCUGUUGGCUGUGGAUGGACAGGAAAUGGAAUGGAAGGAGACAGCGAGGUGGAUUAAGUUUGAAGAAAAAGUGGAACAGGGUGGAGAGAGAUGGAGUAAGCCCCACGUGGCCACAUUGUCCCUGCACAGCUUAUUUGAGCUAAGGACAUGUAUGGAGAAAGGAUCCAUCAUGCUUGACAGGGAGGCUUCUUCUCUCCCACAGUUGGUGGAGAUGAUUGUUGACCAUCAGAUUGAGACAGGCCUAUUAAAACCUGAACUUAAGGAUAAGGUGACCUAUACUUUGCUCCGGAAGCACCGCCAUCAAACCAAGAAAUCCAAUCUUCGCUCCCUGGCUGACAUUGGGAAGACUGUCUCCAGUGCAAGUAGGAUGUUUACCAGCCCUGAUAAUGCUCGCAGCCCACUUGAGAACUCAGUGCCCUGCCUAGCAACCCGUACCUUGGAUGAUGACCCCAGAGUGCGACGCACUCCCAGCGUGGGAUGGCUAAGUAGUCCGGCCAUGACCCAUAGGAAUCUGACUUCUUCCAGUUUGAAUGAUAUUUCUGAUAAACCAGAGAAGGAUCAGCUGAAGAAUAAGUUCAUGAAAAAACUGCCACGUGAUGCAGAAGCUUCCAAUGUGCUUGUUGGGGAGGUGGACUUCUUGGAUACCCCUUUCAUUGCCUUUGUUCGACUACAGCAGGCUGUUAUGCUGGGCGCCCUGACUGAGGUCCCCGUGCCUACCAGGUUCUUGUUCAUUCUCUUAGGUCCUAAGGGAAAAGCCAAAUCCUACCAUGAGAUUGGCAGAGCCAUUGCCACCUUGAUGUCUGAUGAGGUAUUCCACGACAUUGCUUACAAAGCGAAAGACAGGCAUGACCUAAUUGCUGGCAUUGACGAGUUCUUGGAUGAAGUCAUUGUUCUUCCCCCUGGCGAAUGGGAUCCGACGAUCAGGAUAGAGCCUCCUAAGAGUCUCCCAUCAUCUGACAAAAGAAAGAAUAUGUAUUCAGGCGGAGAGAAUGUUCAGAUGAAUGGGGACACGCCCCAUGAUGGAGGCCACGGGGGAGGAGGACACGGUGAUUGUGAAGAACUGCAGAGGACUGGACGGUUCUGUGGUGGACUAAUUAAGGACAUAAAGAGGAAAGCACCAUUUUUUGCCAGUGAUUUUUAUGAUGCUUUAAAUAUUCAGGCUCUCUCAGCAAUUCUCUUCAUUUAUCUGGCAACAGUAACUAAUGCUAUCACUUUUGGAGGACUGCUUGGGGAUGCCACUGACAACAUGCAGGGCGUAUUGGAGAGCUUCCUGGGCACAGCUGUCUCUGGAGCUGUCUUCUGCCUCUUUGCUGGCCAACCACUCACUAUAUUGAGCAGCACAGGACCUGUUCUGGUUUUUGAGAGGCUUCUAUUUAAUUUCAGCAAAGAUCAUAACUUUGACUACUUGGAGUUUCGCCUUUGGAUUGGCCUGUGGUCUGCCUUCCUGUGUCUCAUUCUGGUGGCCACAGAUGCCAGCUUCUUGGUUCAGUACUUCACUCGUUUCACAGAAGAGGGCUUCUCUUCUCUGAUUAGCUUCAUCUUUAUUUAUGAUGCCUUCAAGAAGAUGAUCAAGUUAGCAGAUUACUACCCUAUCAACUCUGACUUCAAAGUGGGCUACAAUACUCACUUCUCCUGUGCCUGCAUGCCACCUGACCCAGUUAACAUCUCACUGUCUAAUGACACCACGUUGGCUCCGGAUUUGACAAGUGCUUCUUCUACUGAUAUGUACCACAAUGCAUCCUUUGACUGGGGAUUUUUGUCAACGAAGGAGUGUUUAAAAUAUAGAGGAAGACUCGUGGGGAACAACUGCGAAUUUGUUCCUGAUGUCUCACUCAUGUCUUUCAUCCUUUUCUUGGGCACCUACACUUCUUCUAUGGCUCUGAAAAAAUUCAAAACCAGUCGUUAUUUCCCAACCAUGGCAAGAAAACUGAUCAGUGAUUUUGCCAUUAUCUUGUCCAUUCUCAUCUUUUGUAUACUAGAUGCCCUGGUAGGUGUGGAUACUCCAAAAUUAAUUGUGCCAAGUGAGUUCAAGCCGACAAGUCCAAACCGGGGUUGGUUUAUCCCACCAUUUGGAGGCAACCCCUGGUGGGUGUACCUUGCUGCUGCUAUCCCUGCGUUGUUGGUCACCAUUCUGAUCUUCAUGGACCAGCAAAUCACAGCUGUGAUUGUGAAUAGGAAAGAACAUAAACUCAAGAAAGGAGCUGGCUAUCAUCUGGAUCUCUUUUGGGUGGCCAUCCUCAUGGUGGUGUGCUCUUUCAUGGCUCUGCCGUGGUACGUGGCUGCAACUGUCAUUUCCAUUGCUCACAUUGACAGUUUGAAGAUGGAGACAGAGACGUCUGCACCUGGAGAACAACCAAAGUUUCUUGGAGUCAGGGAACAAAGGGUCACUGGAACCCUGGUGUUCAUUCUGACUGGUCUCUCUGUCUUCAUGUCUCCCAUAUUGAAGUUCAUUCCCAUGCCUGUGCUCUAUGGUGUAUUCCUAUAUAUGGGGGUAGCAUCCCUUAAUGGUGUGCAGUUCAUGGAUCGUCUGAAGCUGCUCUUGAUGCCCUUAAAGCAUCAGCCUGAUUUUAUCUACCUGCGCCAUGUCCCCUUGCGCAGAGUCCACCUGUUCACUUUCCUGCAGGUGUUAUGUCUAGCCCUGCUCUGGAUCCUCAAGUCAACGGUGGCUGCUAUUAUUUUCCCAGUUAUGAUCUUGGCACUUGUAGCUGUCAGAAAGGGCAUGGACUACCUCUUCUCCCAGCAUGACCUCAGCUUCCUUGAUGAUGUCAUUCCAGAAAAGGAAAAGAAAAAGAAAGAGGACGAGAAGAAAAAGAAGAAGAAGAAAGGAAGUCUGGAUAGUGACAAUGACGAUUCUGACUGCCCAUACUCAGAAAAAGUUCCAAGUAUUAAAAUUCCAAUGGACAUCAUGGAACAGCAACCUUUUCUAAGCGAUAGCAAACCUUCCGACAGAGAAAGAUCACCAACAUUCCUUGAACGUCAUACAUCAUGCUGAUAAAAUUCCUUUCCUUCAGCCACUUGGCUUGCCAAGUCCUUCUACAACUCCAAUAAAAGUUGUGCCUCAAAUUAGAAUAGAACUUGAGCCUGAAGACAAUGAUUAUUUCUGGAGGAGCAAGGGAACAGAAACUACAUUGUAACCAGUUUUUCUUACAACUUACAGUUUUUGUUAAUGUUCUUGUUUCUUGUCCAGUUGUUUAUUUUUUAAUUUUUGUUUUGAUUUGGUUUUUGGUCACUGGCCAAAGACUACAGUGCUCUUUAUGCUUCUCUCUUGCAUAGGUUAAAUCAAGACAAUAGUGCAUCAUUCCUUAAAAACAUCUGAAGAGUCCCCUUUUUGUUCUUACACUUUCAGAUGCAUCCUUAACAGAUUCCACUGUCACUGAAGACAUGCACAGACCCCGUCCUAUUCCUUUGUUCAGCACAGGGCUAUCGUAUUAAAAUUUUUUAUAACAUCUUUUAUUAAAAUGUUGAAGGAACUUUCACCUUUA
This is a messenger RNA of Erinaceus europaeus (western European hedgehog), 3929 nucleotides long. It is a transcript of the gene SLC4A4, whose product is annotated as solute carrier family 4 member 4. NCBI's taxonomy places the organism in Eukaryota, Metazoa, Chordata, Mammalia, Eulipotyphla, Erinaceidae. The transcript has 27 exons. The coding region runs from base 107 to 3439 and encodes 1110 amino acids. The record is from RefSeq and is a predicted model, not a curated record. Gene Ontology annotation, cellular component: plasma membrane; basolateral plasma membrane. Gene Ontology annotation, biological process: bicarbonate transport; monoatomic anion transport; transmembrane transport. Gene Ontology annotation, molecular function: sodium:bicarbonate symporter activity; monoatomic anion transmembrane transporter activity; solute:inorganic anion antiporter activity.